AUGUUGCAGCAAUUGGAUCUGUACAAGAAUCAGAUUGUCCACGUGGAGCGGCGUCGGUCACGUGAGGCUCAGUAUCGAGAUCUUGAACCUCUGCAACUAUCGGCUCAAGUGUGCGCUGCACUGGAGAAGUGCUACAACAUCAAGCAGCUGUACUCGCACCAGUUCGAGGCCAUCGAGGCGAUUCGUCGAGGAGAAAAUGCGGUGCUGUCGACGGCUACUGCUAGUGGCAAAUCGCUCGCCUACAAUGUGCCGAUGCUGAAUAUGCUGCUUGAAGACCCCAACGCGACGUUCAUGUACCUGUUCCCGACGAAAGCGUUGGCACAAGAUCAGCUCAAGUCACUCAGGAGGUUUUUGGAGGCUGCUAAACUUCCGCUUCAUAUCGGGGCGACAUUUGACGGCGACACGCCCAUGAAGAGUCGGUCCAUGGUGAUCCGCGAGACGCGGAUUUUCCUUACUAACCCAGAUAUGCUCCACCUGACGAUUCUUCCGCAGCAUCGGCAGUGGAAAGCUGUGCUAUCGAACCUCAGGAUUUUGGUCGUGGAUGAAGCGCACAUGUAUCGAGGCGUGUUUGGGUCGCACGUCUCCUGUGUCUUCCGACGAUUAUUUCGCCUGUGUGCACUCUAUGGCUCAAACCCGCAGGUUGUCUGCUGCUCAGCGACAAUUCAAAACCCAGAAGCACACUUUCGCCAGCUACUACCAUCACUUCCUCCCCACCCGGGUGAUUCAACUGCAGAUGACACUUCCCAAGUGAGUGCAGAGGAGAAUAUGGGACCACCCAACCUUCAUUUCUUCCGCCAGCGCCCACUGAAGGUGAUUACGGAGGACGGAGCUCCAUCGGUAGAAAAGCUAUUCUGUGUCUGGAAUCCGAAAGUUGCCGAGGUGAAUGCCGCCAAUUCUUCAAAGCCUGGCAAUGAACCUGAAAACGUGGAGGCUACGUUGACUACCAGUUCGAUUUUCCAGGGCGCCCGUAUCCUGGCUCGCUUAGUCGAAGCUGAGAUCGCUACUCUUCUCUUCUGCCGAGGCCGAAAGCUGACCGAACUGGUGCUCAUGAACGUUCAUUCGAUUUUAAAAGCCGACCCCAACACUGCGAAGCUGCUUCGUCGUGUGAGCUCUUAUCGCGGUGGGUAUACUCUCGACGCCAGGCGACGUAUUGAACAACGGCUGUUUAGCGGAGACUUGCUGGGUGUUGUGGCGACGAACGCGUUGGAGCUCGGUAUUGAUAUUGGCGAGCUGGACUGCACCAUCCACCUCGGACUUCCUUCGAGUAUUGCAUCGUUGUGGCAACAGGCAGGUCGAGCUGGUCGCCGCCAGGGCCAAUCCAAGCAGAAGCAGUCCGUCGCCAUUAUCGUGUGCUUCGAUGCGCCCCUGGACCAGCAUUUCGCGCAGAAACAACACGCCACGAAGCUUUUCCAACUCGAACCGGAAGCUGUGAGUCUGAACACAAUGAACCACCGAGUUCUCGGUCAGCACUUAUUGUGCGCUGCCCGUGAGUCUGCACUUUAUUCUCCGCAGUCAGGGACAGCCUACAUCGAUUCGUACCGUAAGUUGAUGGAGUGCUCGGAGGCGGGAGGACACACAAACUACCGGAUUCAUUCGUGCAUGCCGAAGAAGUUCCGCGCUGUUAGCUUACGCAGCAUCUGCGACGAAAAUUACACCGUGGUGGUUCCGAGCAACAACGUUACCACUGACGGAGCCGAUGGAGAAGUGCUGGAUGAAAUUCCUGGGGACAGAGCCUUCUUUCAAGUGUACCCUACUGCGGUGUAUCUGCAUCAGGCCCAGGAGUAUCUGAUCACACGCUUGAAUAAUGUUCAGCGAAUUGCGUUCGCGAAGAAGUGUCUUCAGCCGCUCACGUACUUUACAACAUGCCGCGAUCUUACUGAUAUCGAAGUUACGGCGAAAAGCGAUGCUGCCCUGAUCUGUGUGGGCACUGUCUCCAUCCUGACAAGGGUCUUCGGGUCGACGAUGCUGGAAAAGCGUACCAUGCGGGCAUUAGGAACGAACGAGUUCUCCUUACCACCGAUGCAGUCUUUCGGAGAAGCUGUAUGGCUUGAAUUCCCUGCUGUGCUUCGGAAGCAAGUGGAAGCUACGGGUGGAGCGUCGUGGACUGCAGCGCUCCAUGGAGUUGGGCAUCUCUUUGUGUCUUUGGUUCGUCUGUUCGUUCUGUGCGACGCCGACGACGUGGGCACCGAGCACGUGAAUGAGUUCGAGCAGCGCGUAAAACCAAAUCGGGUUACGAUUUUCGAGCGAAGAGAAGGAGGCAGUGGACUUGUGCCGGAGAUCGUCAAGAUGCUUCCGAAGCUGAUCGAAAAGGCCUGGACGAUUGCAAGCGAGUGUUUGUGCUCCGAUGGCUGUCCGGCGUGUAUUCAAUCCGCUGGGUGCUCCGAGUUUAACCAUGUUUUGGACAAGCACGGAAGUCUCCAGGUACUCGAUUUCUUGCACAGUAUUGUCGGUGGAGCCUCUGUGCAUUAA
Phytophthora sojae is the source of this 2469-nucleotide messenger RNA. RefSeq lists its product as hypothetical. Gene Ontology annotation, molecular function: ATP binding; nucleic acid binding. The transcript is spliced from 8 exons. Lineage: Eukaryota; Oomycota; Peronosporomycetes; Peronosporales; Peronosporaceae. The coding region runs from base 1 to 2469 and encodes 822 amino acids. The record is from RefSeq and is a predicted model, not a curated record.